This is a messenger RNA of Colletotrichum orchidophilum, 564 nucleotides long. RefSeq lists its product as uncharacterized. The transcript is spliced from 2 exons. The record is from RefSeq and is a predicted model, not a curated record. Bases 1 to 564 code for a protein of 187 amino acids. NCBI's taxonomy places the organism in Eukaryota, Fungi, Ascomycota, Sordariomycetes, Glomerellales, Glomerellaceae.
AUGCCUCGCACGCGCCUCGACGACUUCGGAGGAUUUUCCGACGCUGAGGACGAGGGAUACUCGGGGCGUGGCCCCCUUCUCCCUAGCGGAACCCCUAUCUCUCCGGAGCCGGAGAGCGACGAAGAGCCGGAGAUCGAGGAUGAAGAGAGCGACAAUGGAGACGACGAUUACGAGGAAGACGAAGAGAUGCUCGACGUUUACGAGGAGGACGAGGACGAGAAUAGCGAGGGAGACGCUGGCGAUGAGGAGGAGAAUGCGACUCUGGCGAUGAAGGUACAUCGCCUGGGAGGAGGAGGAGGAGGAGGGGGGAAGAAGAAGAAGAAGAAGAAGAAGAAGAAGAAGAAGAAGAAGAAGAAGAAGAAGAAGAAGAAGAAGAAGAAGAAGAAGAAGAAGAAGAAGAAGAAGAAGAAGAAGAAGAAGAAGAAGAAGAAGAAGAAGAAGAAAGACCUGAUUUGUUCUAUUUCUAUAGAACUGAUAGUGACCGUGACACUGGGUCAAAUUCGUGUUUUACUGUACCAGCCCGCGUGGGUCUUAGAGAUCGGCAGCGCGCAAUACCUGCUCUAA